Molecule: messenger RNA, 369 nt
Organism: Trichobilharzia szidati
Lineage: Eukaryota; Metazoa; Platyhelminthes; Trematoda; Strigeidida; Schistosomatidae
Source: the annotation of a GenBank genome assembly
AUGAUAAAUUCAAAUCAUUUUAAUAAACAACAAUUAUUUGUAAAUAACCAGAGAAAUAUCUAUACUUCUUCGUCGUUGUCGUCUUCUUCUUCUACAAAUGACAUCAAAAUAUUGGUCAAUAGUACUAAACUCUCCUCACAGGUUGAAGAAGAAGAUAAGCAACAGAAGAGGCCAACUGAUACAAUGUCAUACUUUAAUCCACCGCAUACAUUAUGGUUACCAUCUAUAUUUAAUAAUAUAUCUUUAUUCACCUAUCAUAGAGAAAUAGUAUGGACACUACAUACUACUAAGACUACUACUAAUAGUAGUAGUAGUGAGCGCUACUGCCUCCUGAUUAACUUUGUACGCCUCUCUGAAUACGCGUUGUGA